Serpula lacrymans var. lacrymans S7.9 is the source of this 1608-nucleotide messenger RNA. RefSeq lists its product as uncharacterized. Lineage: Eukaryota; Fungi; Basidiomycota; Agaricomycetes; Boletales; Serpulaceae. The record is from RefSeq and is a predicted model, not a curated record. The transcript is spliced from 14 exons. Gene Ontology annotation, molecular function: aldehyde dehydrogenase (NAD+) activity. The coding region runs from base 1 to 1608 and encodes 535 amino acids.
AUGUUCUCGCAAAUAUGUCGAAGGAGUCGAACGCAUAUUCAGAUUAGGGGUUUGCAUAAAGAGCGAUAUCAGUCAUUCGUUCCCCAUAAUAUUCUUCGAAAAUCAGAAGAUGUGGGUGUGCGGCCAGGUGGUGAAGAAUUUACAGUUGUGAACCCUGCAAACAACGAGGUGCUUUGCACCGUCCUAUCACCGUCCUCAGAAGAUGUAAGAAAGGCGGUAACUCACGCUCAUGAGGUUUACAUGUCUGGAGUCUGGUCAAAAUCAUCAGCAAUAUUUCGUUCUAAAGUCCUCUCACGUCUGGCAUAUAUGCUGGAGAAUCAGAUUCCCGACAUAGCUCGCAUAGAGGUCUUGCAAACAGGUAGAGCCAUACGAGAAAUGAAUGCUCAGAUGAGUAGACUCCCUGAGUGGCUCCAUUAUUAUGCCGCAUUACUUCGGACCCAUCAGGGUUAUGUGGCCCCUACUCAAGGAAAGCUACUAAAUUAUGUUCAGCGAGUACCUCUCGGUGUGGUUGCACAGAUAACUCCAUUCAACCACCCAUUGUUUAUUGCUAUGAAAAAGAUAGCUCCAGCUCUCGCUGCCGGUAACAGUGUCAUAGUGAAACCAUCAGAGCUUGCGCCCAUCUCGGUUCUUGAAUUUGCUGAGAUGGCAGCUGAAGCCGGGGUUCCUUCUGGCGUUCUCACAGUCCUUCCUGGUUUUGGGCCUACUACAGGAAAAGAACUGGUUUCGCACCCUUUGAUCCGCAAAGUUGACAUUACUGCUGGUACAUCGACGGGCAGAGCUUUAGGAGGCGUUGUUGGCUCAAAUCUUGCUUCCUACACUGCCGAGCUAGGAGGGAAAGCUCCAAUUCUCGUGUUUGAUGACGCAGAUGUACAGUCCGCCGUUAACGGUGUUGCAUUUUCGGCAUUUAUCGCCUCAGGGCAAACAUGUGUUUCGGGGACGCGAAUUAUCGUCCAGGACAAGAUCUACGAUGCUUUCAUGACCGGGUUUCUCGGCAAAGUCGAAAGCAUCGCGAACAGUAUGGGAGAUCCUUCUAACCCAUUAUGCUCAAUGGGGUCCAUCAUUUCUCAUCGCCAUCUUGAGCGUAUCGAGCGUAUGGUCGAUUCACGGACCAAUGGCACUAUCUUGGCUGGUGGUAAAAGGAUGGUGGGCAGAUCUUUACUGGAUGACUUCGAUUUCUCCCGUGGCAGUUUCUUCGCGCCCACGGUUAUUUCGGAAGUCGACACCAAAGACGAACUCUGGCAAGAAGAGAUAUUUGGCCCAGUAGUGGCGGUCGCAAGAUUCUCAGACGAGGCCGAGGGGGUUGCCUUAGCCAAUGCAUCUAGAUAUGGUCUUGGAGCAGGUAUAUGGACGACAAACUUGUCUCGGGCACAUCAAGUGGCAGCCGACAUCGAGUCUGGCCUUGUUUGGAUUAAUGCUCACCACAGGAAUGAUCCUAGCUCUCCUUGGGGUGGCAUGAAAGAGAGCGGGAUUGGCAGGGAGAAUGGAAUUGAGGCUUUGGAGUCAUAUUCUCAAAGUAAAUCUAUUAUUGUGAAUACAGCCAGCUCUGAGGAAACUAGGCAAACCGAUGAUUGGUUUACUGAAAGCGGAGAUACAAAGCGGUAUGGAUGA